AUGAAUCGUUAUCAAAAUUAUUAUAACGUGCCAAGUGGACCACAACAACAAUUCCAGAACCAGAACAGGGUAAAAAUUGGUGUGAGAAACUGGCAAAAUGCCACUAUGCAGGACUUGCUGAAUUUUUUGAGCAGAAAUACUAGAGUAAACUUAAUGGAUGCUACAAUAGAUGGCCCUUUGAUUACCGGUUACGUACAAUCUCAAUCUCAAGCGGACCAAUUAAUCAAAUGGAAUGGUGUCAGUUUUGCAGGAAAUAAAUUGAAGUUCGAAAUCAUACAAGGCGGACAAACUGGAACAUCCAGUACCAUUGAAUUUUUGAAACUUUUCCUAGCAAAACGUUACGAUCCACAAGCUAGGAUGCUAAAUUUGGGAGGUCUUUAUGAUGAUCCUGAAUUAGUUCAAAAGGGUAUGUUCACAAAUAUGUCAACACAAUCAAGAAUGUUCCCUGCUAUGAUGAAAGUCGCCUCCAAAGAACCAGGUUUAGUAGUUGAAAGUUUGAAUUUGGCAGAUAACAGAUUGAAGGAUGUAUCAGCCAUUUCUGCCCUCGCACAAACAUUUCCUCAUUUGAAGAAUCUCUGUCUGGCAAAUAAUCAAAUAACUAGAAUUAAUUCUUUAGACGUGUGGAAAAAUAAAUUUAAGGAUCUAAGAGAAUUAUUAAUGACAAAUAAUCCUAUUACAAAUAAUCCUUCUUAUAAAAAUGAAAUGUUGAAAAUUUUUCCAAAAUUAGUGGUCCUAGAUAAUGCGGUUGUAAGGGACGGUGCAAAAUUAGAUUCUAUUUUCACAUUACCUGUAAAACUUCAAAUAUUUUUCUUUGAAAAUAACGAACUAGGCCAAAGAUCUACUGACUUUGUGACUAAUUUCUUGAAUUUAUGGGACACUGACAGAAGCCAACUCUUAUCUUUAUACUCUCCACAGUCUCAAUUUUCAAUAUCGGUAGAUUCUUCUGUACCGCCAUCAACUGUAGCAAAAUCAGAUCAAAACUCAUCUUUCGGAUAUUACAUUCCACAUUCCCGUAACAUUUCAAAGGUAUCCAGUGAAAAAUCUAUACAGCAACGUCUCUCUGUGGGCCAAGAGCAGAUAGGUAAUAGUUUCAAAGAAUUACCAAGAAGCAAGCAUCAUUUACAAGAUCAACCAAAUGAGUAUUCGAUGCAAUCUUUCAUUUACCCCCAAGUGAACGGUUUUACUAUCACAUUGCAUGGAUUUUUUGACGAAACAGCCAAACCUGAUAUUCUACCAAAUAAGGGUUACAAUUCAAGAAAUAGAAGAAGUACUUAUACUACAUCGGCAAAUACAAGACUAUGCCAAAAGUCCUUUGAAAGAACGUGGGUAAUUGUGCCCAUUAAUAACACUUUUGUAGUUGCAUCGGACAUGCUGAUGAUAAGACCUUAUACGUCACAUGCCUGGACAGCACCUUCUGAAACGCCACAACCACCUUCACAACUACAGCCUCAAAUACAACCUCCGGUACAAGCUCAACCGCAAAUGUCGCCAGUACCUGUAAUGGGGGCACCUCAACUAGCCCCAACAUUGCAGCUACCACCAGACGUUCAAUCAAGACUAAAUCCUGUACAACUAGAACUAUUGAAUAAAUUACAUUUAAACACAAAAUUGAACGCUGAAUACACCUUUAUGCUCGCGGAACAGAGCGGCUGGAAUUAUGAUGUUGCUUUGAAAGGCUUUCAGGACAGUAUCAACAACAUUCCAAGAGACGCCUUUAUUCAAUGA
Molecule: messenger RNA, 1725 nt
Organism: Kazachstania africana CBS 2517
Lineage: Eukaryota; Fungi; Ascomycota; Saccharomycetes; Saccharomycetales; Saccharomycetaceae
Gene: MEX67
Product: Mex67p
Exons: 1
Coding region: 1-1725 (574 amino acids)
Biological process (GO): poly(A)+ mRNA export from nucleus
Cellular component (GO): nucleus
Molecular function (GO): RNA binding; protein binding
Source: RefSeq, a predicted model, not a curated record